GUCUGAGGUUUGGCACCGGUUUAAAAUGCUGUAAAGCCAUUACAAACCACCCGUCGCAUUCCUUCCGCACAUACCGGCAAUAACACCCGGAAAACAGAUACUCACUGAGCCUGAGAAAGCAUUGGAUAAAAACUAUGCAGUGUGAUGUAUAAAGUCAGUGCGCCGAAGCAUCUCCGUCUCUCUCUUCACAGUCCGUCCAUCCACUGAUGGUUUUCAUUAAAGGAAAUUAAAGGCAAUACUUUGUGUCACAUUUUCGGUGAACGCUGAAGUACUAAAACUCCAUUUUCGCCCCGAGCAUUUUUUACAUCCUAGAAUUUCACUCACUACAACUAAACAGAGAUGGCUGAAUCAGAAUCUCAGGAAGGAAACUAUGAUAACAGGGGAAACAAGGUGGAGAUCUUCAAAACAGACAUGGAAGAACUUAUGGAGAAAAUGGAAAAACAAACCGUGUGUGCAGCCCAGAUGGCCUAUGACUGUGUAGCUAUCCAGACCGACCCAGACCUACACAACGCCAUGCAGCACUUGAAAGAUGUUUUCCUGAUAUGCAAAGAGCAGAUGGAAAAGAAAUGGCAAGACGUUCUAAUGGAAUCUAGAGGUGAUGGGCAAAAAAAGGAAUAA
This is a messenger RNA of Pseudopodoces humilis (Tibetan ground-tit), 618 nucleotides long. It is a transcript of the gene SYCE3, whose product is annotated as synaptonemal complex central element protein 3. Gene Ontology annotation, cellular component: central element. NCBI's taxonomy places the organism in Eukaryota, Metazoa, Chordata, Aves, Passeriformes, Paridae. Gene Ontology annotation, biological process: spermatogenesis; synaptonemal complex assembly; reciprocal meiotic recombination. The record is from RefSeq and is a predicted model, not a curated record.